Sclerotinia sclerotiorum 1980 UF-70 is the source of this 204-nucleotide messenger RNA. RefSeq lists its product with no specific name. The coding region runs from base 1 to 204 and encodes 67 amino acids. NCBI's taxonomy places the organism in Eukaryota, Fungi, Ascomycota, Leotiomycetes, Helotiales, Sclerotiniaceae. The transcript has 2 exons. The record is from RefSeq and is a predicted model, not a curated record.
AUGACUCUUUAUCGUCAGGGUGUAAAAUAUCUACGGAGGAAAGUUAGGCCAAAUAAGCAUGGGGGUGUGCAAAGUUGCAGCAAAAUCACACGUUCAAUUAAGGUGUGGCGGGAAAACAUCGAUAGGGAAGGUAAAGUCGAUAGAGAAGGUAAAGUGCACCAACCACGAUUCAAUGAAGUUCCUGGCCCAUUACCUUGUUUGUGA